Molecule: messenger RNA, 513 nt
Organism: Exophiala aquamarina CBS 119918
Lineage: Eukaryota; Fungi; Ascomycota; Eurotiomycetes; Chaetothyriales; Herpotrichiellaceae
Exons: 1
Coding region: 1-513 (170 amino acids)
Source: RefSeq, a predicted model, not a curated record
AUGACAAGCUUUGACAGCGGCGUCCCCUUCUCGUACGUGGUGCCCGACUGGCCUGCACUCUACUACCCUGUGCGCGCGGACCCAGGCGAAGCACAAUACCUGUAUUACGUAUCGGACAUCUACCGCUACGUGGUCUUCUGGACUCUGAUCUGCGUUGGGGCGGCGCACCUCUCCGUUGCCACCUGGGCGGUGCUCAUGCAAUUCCACUCGGCCAAGAUGCGCGGCACCUAUCUGAGGACGCCCGUUGGGAGGAGACUCACGCCUAAGAAUCGGAAGCUGCUGGGCGAGAAUCCCAUCAGUGAGACGUUGAGCUGGGUGUGGCUCGUUCCCUUGGUUUAUGUCGUUCUUGGUGGGCUGGAAGCUGUGUUCGCCGGCAGUAUUGUGGGCUUGAUACUGGGGGCCGUCUACAAUGCUGGAUAUUUCAGAAUGAGCACUUGGACUCCUUUGCUGUGGGGAGUUAUCAAUAUGCUGGUGCUGGUUGUGAGCAGUUUCAGGAUACAGGGUGGCCUAUAA